Molecule: messenger RNA, 1134 nt
Organism: Suillus plorans
Lineage: Eukaryota; Fungi; Basidiomycota; Agaricomycetes; Boletales; Suillaceae
Exons: 2
Coding region: 178-843 (221 amino acids)
Source: RefSeq, a predicted model, not a curated record
GGCAGAACUCUGCCAUUCUGCCACGUGGCAGGGCAGAACUGGCACUGCCAGGCAGAUGGCAGAACCUCCAAGGCAAAAUGUGGCAGAACUCGAGACCGUGGGAGCGGUAAAGGAUGUACUAUACAGUGUUAGAUUAGUGUAUGAUAGCGUGAAUUGAGGUACUGUAAACUCUACACAAUGGCUACUAAGUCUGGAGGCCGGCCCCUGAACUCCCUCAUUGAAAACAACUUCAAAAAGGGGGAUGCUACUUCUGCAAAGUCCAACAGAUAUUGGUGGAACUGCAACCACUGUGACACCCGCAUUGAUGGACGGAAUAAUAACCUCUUCGAACACCUCACGGAUGCCGUAAAAUGCAUCAAUUGUCCACAAGAGACUCGUCGCGAGGCACUUAAAAAUGUUGCUGAUGGCAAGCCGACACGACGCCGUCACGCUCACAUGCACACAACCGAACUUCCGGGCAUUGAUACAGAUGUCGCCAAGCAGCUCGAGACCGACUUCGCAUUCGUUCCGCCACUUGCAGCAGUUUCCGGCGACACUAGCUGCAACCUCGAAGGUCCCAAAUCAAUUUCACUCGACGACAUUGAUGCUGAGUUUGCUCGCCUCGAAGAUAUUCGCAACGGAGAAAAAGUGAUGGACCUCGAGUUUCCGUCAGACUGGGAUGUGGACGGGAAGGAAGUUUUAGAAGGGAACGUGUUUGAUUUUGCAGAGUUGCAGCGCGUUGACGAGGGAUUAGUGCCUGCGGCAGUAGAGGAUGAAAUUAUGGUCACGGAUCAUGAUGCAAACGAAGACGGGACUUGGAACAUUGAUUCGAUGUUAGUAUCCAGCGGUCUUACAUCCAUGUAGCUACCUCUAGUACUACGCUACGCGCAUCCAAAAAAGACCGCUUCUGCCAUCUGCCGCGCUGGCAGAACAUAGUUCUGCCAAGUUCUGCCAGUUCUGCUGGCAGAACUACCCCAAAAUAGUUCUGCCCACAACACUAGCCGUGGCCGUAAUUGAAGUUGGCAGCUUACUAAUAAAAGCAUGAUUAAGAUUGGUUGUAAUUUAGACAAUCGACCAUGAGCUUAUGGUGGCAAACCUUCAAUGUCUACCACAAACGAAGUCAAGGUCCCCUUCUUCAAGAAGGGAAAAUCUCGA